CAUCGCGAGUUCAGAUCGACGUACCAAACUUCCCCAAACCGGUUCCGGCCUCCUCUCCCCAAGCUCGAAAACACUCGCACUCUUCGCAUGGCGCCGCCGCUCGCCGCCGCCAUCCGCCGCCCUCACCUCUCCCACCUCCGCCGCCUCCUGUCGUCCCACCACCUACGCCCCUCCACCUCUCACUCCCCCUCGGACCAAAGCGACUUCGAGCCGGAUCCCGACCACCCCCUCCCUCUGCCCCCCGUCACCGACGAGGACGGCGAGCUCGCCUCCUUCGUCCACCGCAUCUCCAGCGCGGCCACCUCCGCUUCCUCCCUUAAGGACGCGCUCUCUCUGCUCCUGUCCUCGUCCUCCAUCACGGGCCCAUCGCCGGCCCCAGCAUCCCCCGCCCUCCUCGUCCGCGCGCUCUGGGAGCUGCGCCGCGACCCGGACGCCGCCGCGCUCGCGGUUCGCUACGGAGACGAGAGCAGCGCCGUGGAUGGGGCCGAUGGGGCGGACGCGGGGCCGCAGCCGUUGCCGGCCGAGGCGUGGUGCCUGGCCGUCUGGGCCGCGGGGAAGGCGCGGCGGUUCGACCUCGCGUGGGCGGUCGUGCGGCGCAUGGGGCGCCGCGGGGUGCUUACUCGCCGCGCCAUGGUCAUCUUGAUGGAGAGGUAUGCAGCAGCCAAUGAAGUAAACAAAGCAAUCAAGACAUUUGAUGUGAUGGAGAAGUUUAAAGUUGAAGUAGAUCAAACUGCAUUUUACUCCCUUCUACGUGCUCUUUGCAAAAGCAAAAACAUGGAGGAUGCUGAGGAGUUGCUUCUUCUGAGAAAGAAAUUCUUCCCACUUACUGCAGAAGGAUUCAAUAUAAUUUUAGAUGGUUGGUGUAAUGUGAUCACUGAUGUGGCUGAAGCAAAGAGAGUUUGGAGAGAAAUGUCCAAUUACUGCAUUACUCCUGAUGGCAUAUCCUACACUCUCAUGGUCAGUUGUUUCUCAAAAGUAGGAAACCUUUUUGAUACCUUGAGGCUUUAUGAUGAAAUGAAAAAAAGGGGCUGGACUCCUGGUAGUAGUGUUUACAAUUCACUUGUCUAUGUUCUGACACGAGAGAAUUGCAUGAAGGACGCACACAAUAUAUUCAGCAAACUUAUAGAUGAAGGCCUCCAACCGGAUGUUGAAACAUACAACAAUAUGAUAAUUCCACUUUGUGAAAGGUGUAAGCUUGACGAUGCACGAAUAGUGAUGGAAAGCAUGAUACUUAAGGGCAUUGUUCCAACCAUUUCGACGUACCAUGCAUUUUUGAAGCAAGAAGGCAUUGAUGAAUCACUGAAACUCUUGCGAAAAAUGAAGGAAGAUGGUUGUGGCCCUAACAGUGAUACAUUUCUCAUGCUUAUGGAUAAAUUUUUUGUACUGAAUGAGUCUGGAAAUGUUCUAAGAGUGUGGAAUGAAAUGAGAAAAUAUGACAUAAGCCCUGCUCGUUCACACUAUAUGACAUUGGUCCAAGGUUUAGUAGAGCAUGGAUGUAUACCAAGAGCAUUAGAGUACUAUGAUGAAAUGAAGGAAAAGGGUUUUGCUUCUGAUUCACAACUUGAAAAGGAAUUCAAAACCUUUCUGUUGGCCAACAGAGACCACUGGAGGGGAGCAGGCAAAUACAAUAUCAUCCCCCAACGGGGCAAACAUUUUACAAGGCGGUCCAGAACGCAAUAACAAAUGUGGUUCAAUUGAAUUUGCUUCUACUAUAUUUUCUUAUAUGGAGGCACUUAUUCGACAAAGUUGAAUUUGGACCACAGAGUGAGCAUCAAUUCAUCAGAUGUAUCAAAUACAAUCUUGAUAAAGAAUUGUUUCACCUUUGAAUCAAAAUUUGCCAAUGUGGUUGUAUCCGAGCAGGUGAUGUCCUCAUCACCAUUAGAUCGCAAAGGAUGGAUGAUCCACAAGAAUUAGCGGAUUAUACCCUUUUGACCGAGAAAAAACAUCAAGAGCUUUUUGUUUAGUGCAAGCUAUACAUGAAUGGUGUACCAUUUAGUCUGCCAGUAAAGACAAGAUUCUGGACCACCUUACCGCUGGAAUGAGCUGUUAACACUAACUACCAAAUACAAAGAUCUAACUUCCCUCUCACAGCUUGCAUUCACGGUGUGAGAUGUCUCAUCUGGUGAGGAUGGUGAUAUUGUAGGUGGAGCCACUGUAUCUCUUUUCAACAGCAAAAGGCAGCUUAAAACGGGAAGUUGGAAGCUACGUUUGUGGCCCAAAAAAGUAGGGAGAUGGAAGUGUCCCCACCUCAACACCUGGCAAGAUUCCUAAGAAUGAGAGGGGUGAGAUAGAGCGCUUAAGGGACUCAUUAACAAGUAUGAAAGAGGAAAAAUACAGCAUAUAGAUUGGAGAAAGCUGUGAAGAAAGAGCGCAAGAGGACAGUGAAUUUGUAUUCUAGCCUGAUAGUCGAAUUUUACAGCUUUGACCACAGAGUUGUCUUCC
Molecule: messenger RNA, 2442 nt
Organism: Setaria italica (foxtail millet)
Lineage: Eukaryota; Viridiplantae; Streptophyta; Magnoliopsida; Poales; Poaceae
Product: pentatricopeptide repeat-containing protein At1g80880, mitochondrial
Exons: 7
Coding region: 88-1680 (530 amino acids)
Molecular function (GO): protein binding
Source: RefSeq, a predicted model, not a curated record